Moesziomyces antarcticus is the source of this 2124-nucleotide messenger RNA. RefSeq lists its product as uncharacterized. The transcript has a single exon. Gene Ontology annotation, cellular component: nucleus. The record is from RefSeq and is a predicted model, not a curated record. Gene Ontology annotation, molecular function: metal ion binding; RNA binding. Gene Ontology annotation, biological process: box C/D snoRNP assembly. Bases 1 to 2124 code for a protein of 707 amino acids. Lineage: Eukaryota; Fungi; Basidiomycota; Ustilaginomycetes; Ustilaginales; Ustilaginaceae.
AUGUCCGGCCGUCAGACUGGCAGAGGAUCGCAUCGCGGCGGCGGCGGCGGCAGGGGCGGAGGUGCCGGCCGCGAUCGGCAGCGUGGUCGAGGUACCUUCGCGCAGCAUCGACAGCCUCGCGACUCCGGAUACGCUCCGAGAGCACCCCGCCACAACGAUGCGGGCGCUCCCACGCAACCGAUGACGAACAGCUUCAGCGGCUCGCUCUGCUGUGACCAUGUCGAUCCGAACCCGCCUUCGUCGUCCACAGAGCCAUCGACGGAACCCUACCGAUGCCCCUUUCGCACCCACUCGCAGCUCGCUCUCACGCUCCACAAGGCGGACCGCCACCUUGUCUAUCCCGAGGGCGGCAUCGAGGAGCUCAAGAAGCUCGAUCCUAUGCACAUCGCCGAGCAGCGCGAACAGCAGCGUCGUAUGCGCCAGCAACAGAGGCGAGCCCAAGCUUCUGCCCCGCAAGCGUCCGCCGUCAAGCAGAACGCAGAGCACACUGACUCGGACAGCGACGACUCUGACCAAGACGAUGACGACUCAAACUCUUCCGACUCGGGAGAUGACGAGAGCCACGCUCCGAAAACCGCAGCGACAAAGCAAGAUGGCCGCAUCCUCGACGGGCCCGCGGAUGCUACGAUCUCGGGCCUCAACAUCCAGCUCGACUCUCCCGAACUCAUCGCCGAAUGGAUCAACCAACGCAAAAAGCGCUGGCCAACACAGCAAGUGCUUCAGCAGAAGCUCAGGGAGAAAGAGGAACGUCAAAAGAGGAGCGAGAUGAUCUAUGGCCCGCGGCCACCUCCGCACGGCAAACGACCCCAGACUUCAUCCGAGUCAGGCCAGCACGACAAGAGGCCCAAGCUGGAGGCAGGCGCCGAUGCGACGGCACACGUUGAUCCAGACGCGCAUACCGCCGAAGACGGCAAAGACGACAGCGACUCGGACGACGGAGCACCGGAGGAGGUGUCUUCGAAAGCGCCCGAUGCGGCAGUGCAAGAGCAAGCCGCAGCCGACGCCUCAGCCUCCACACCGAGCGCUGAGCGGCAAGAUCGUCGGCCCAUCUGCACGCACUUUCUGCAGGGCCGCUGCAGCUACGGCGAUCGAUGCAACAAGCGACACGAGACGACGCCAGCCAGCGCACCCGCCCCCCGCGGCUCGAACCAAGCUCACGCCGAAAGGACACAGCGCCGACCUCAUCCGCGAGCACCACCGACGAAUCCGUUCGACCAGCCGGACCUGCUGCGCCAGCUGCUGCGCAACGAGAUCGAGAAGCACGUCGAUGCCGUUGGACAGGCGAUCCGCUUCAUUGUGGAUAACGACAUGCUGCUGCACGUCGAGACAGAAGAGGGCCAGGCGGAGGAGCAGAGAAAGACGAGGGCAAAGAUCCAGGUGGUUCCUGCUGCCGAGGCGUCACCAGAGGGUGAAGGCUCGACUGGUGUCGAUGGGGUCGAGCCGGUGCUGGGCGAGCCGGUGAUUGCGGGUGGGAUGGCGAUGGUCAAGUCGGCCGAGUCGGGGCAAGCAGAGGCACGCGCAUCGCUGUAUCGCCCGGCGUCACCUGCGCUGCGACCGCUUAACGAGCUCAAGUACCCACCCGAGCCCGAUCCGCUGAUCUACCUUGAUCCACUGCGGCGCGAUGAUCCGAAGCCACUGCUUCCUUCGCAGCUGGUUCGCAUUGCCAAGGACCCGGUUCUGCGGUCGGUGCUCACCCCCACCACGCCUUUGCACCCGCACGGAGCCAAACCGGCCGCACUCGAGCGCGCCAUCGUGUCGCUCGACGCGCUCCCCUCGGACCUCUACCGCAAUGCGGCGAUCGAGAUGAUCCUCGGCAUAGCAUCCACGCCCGCCACUGCCGGACCUGGCGGGUUGGUGGUGGUGUCGAAAGACGGACGUAGGAAGGUCAGCGAGACGGAUCUGUUCCGGAUGGGACUCAGAGUAGGCGGAGACGAGGUGCUGGCGAUCAAGAAGAUCGCCGAUCGGCUGAGUGUGUUGCUCGACACCUCGCUGCAGUUGGACGAGGUGGGGGAGCAGGAUUGGGCCUUGUUGGAUCGCGAGCAGCGCGACGAGAUGCGCAGGCUGCACUACGAUCGAGAGGCCGAUCGGUUGCAAAGACUCAGGAAACUCGGCAUCGAUGUCUAG